This is a messenger RNA of Alternaria postmessia, 1083 nucleotides long. RefSeq lists its product as uncharacterized. The record is from RefSeq and is a predicted model, not a curated record. The transcript has a single exon. NCBI's taxonomy places the organism in Eukaryota, Fungi, Ascomycota, Dothideomycetes, Pleosporales, Pleosporaceae. Gene Ontology annotation, molecular function: O-methyltransferase activity. Bases 1 to 1083 code for a protein of 360 amino acids.
AUGGCGGCCGAUUCCACUCCGAGCAAGGCUGCUCUUUCUCUCCUCGACAACAUUGCGCAACUCAGCGAUGACUUCAAGAAUGGGAGUCCUGGCGCGAGAGAAGGGUUGCUGGACGCGUGUAGGGGGCUCAUCGCGGAAGUCAGCAAUCCAUCUGAGAACAUGCUGCAAUUGUUAUGGGCGCAACCCGCACAUUUGAGCACACUUUGGAUGGGCGCGGAAGUGAAGCUGUUUCAGGCCAUGAAAGACGUCCCGGAAUCUGGUGCUACUGUUGGAGACAUCGCGAAGAAGUGCGAAAAGAAUGUUGACCCGAUUAUCGUUGGACGCAUGCUUCGACAUCUCGCUGCUAUGGGCACAGUGCGCGAGACUGGUCCCGGUACCUUUGCAAACACUCCCACUUCUUCCGCAUUCGCCGAACAAUCGUAUCAAGACUCAAUACUAUAUAUCGCAGAGAACUUUGCGCCGGCGCAUCAAUCCAUGAAGUCGUACUUUGAUCAGCGUGACUGGAAAUGCCCCGACUCUAGUCUCGAUGCGCCGUUCCAGCAUGCCUACAACUGCAAAGGGACCCAUUACUUUGAAUUCUUCCAGCAGAACCCUGAAGUAGGACGUCGCUUCGCUAGUAUGAUGGACUCUUGGAGCAAGGGCCGGCCGCGGUGGUUCUCCAAGGAUUACUAUCCUGUCGAGGAUCGGCUGAUCAGCGGUGCCGAGAAGGAUGUACCGUUUCUCGUCGAUAUCGGUGGCGGUUCCGGACACGACGUUGAAGGUCUGAGGGAGGCGUUCGAAGGCCAGAUACCAGGUACACUGGUUCUGCAAGAUAGACCGGAGAUAGUUGAGCUUGCGAAACUCGGUCCUGGUGCGGAGGCGAUGGCACACGACUUCCUGACCGAGCAACCUGUGAAGGGUGCGCGGGCAUAUUAUCUGCAUUCGAUCAUCCAAGACUGGAAUGAUGAGGUGAAUACCGAGAUUCUCAAGGCCAUCGUGCCAGCCAUGAAGAAAGGCUAUUCCAAGGUCCUUGUGAACGACUUUGUAGUCCCCAAUCAAGGCGCGCACUGGGCGCAGAGUAGGUCUUCUGACGCAACGAUAUGA